Gastrolobium bilobum is the source of this 837-nucleotide messenger RNA. RefSeq names its product F-box/kelch-repeat protein At3g23880-like. The transcript is spliced from 2 exons. Gene Ontology annotation, molecular function: protein binding. Bases 1 to 837 code for a protein of 278 amino acids. The record is from RefSeq and is a predicted model, not a curated record. Lineage: Eukaryota; Viridiplantae; Streptophyta; Magnoliopsida; Fabales; Fabaceae.
AUGUGUGAGUUUCUUCCCGAAGCCGUCGUUGAGGAAAUCCUUCUUCGCCUACCGCUCGAAAGCAUUGGGAAAUGCAUGUCAGUGUGCAAAUCAUGGAACAUUAUGAUCAAAAGUCACAGCUUCAUAUCCUCACACCUCCAACGCUCCCUCCUCUCUCCUCCAUUCUUCCUUGGCCGCUAUUUGCAUGUUCCCACAAAUGACGGUUACUAUUCUAUCUGCUCACCCUAUACCCGUUACUCAGCUUCAGUUAAUUUUACAAGAUACUCCAACUUCGUUGGUGCCCUCAACGGCGUCGUUUGCCUUUCUUGCGAUUCUGAAUCUGAUGUCAUCCUUUGUAACCCUUUCAUAGACAGACACGUCCAGCUCCCAAAGCAGCUUUUCCCCAUUUACAGAUCCUGUCUUGGGUUUGGGUUUGAUUCCAAAAAUGAUGAUUUCAAGGUUGUGCGUGUUUAUUAUGAAAUUGGUGGCAUCAUGGCACAGUUGUAUUCCCUCAAAGAGCAUGCUUGGAGAUUUAUUGAUUCUUCAUAUAUAAAAUUAACUGUCAAUGAUUGCCAUGAACAAUUAUUUUUUAAUGGGAAUGUUUAUUGGCUUCUCUGUCAUGAUGAUCGUUAUACCCGAAUGGAGCAUUGCAUAUUGAUGUUCAAUGUAGCAGAGGAGAAGUUCAACAAGAUUGAGGUUCCACAGCAGUUGAGUGUUUUGUACUUGAGCAAGUUGGGAAUUACUGUGAUUGAUGAUUGCCUCUCACUUAUAGAAUACCCCGACAAGUUUAUGGAUAACACUAACUGUGACAUAUGGAUGUGGAGAGAGUCAUGGACUAGUGGGACUCACAGGUACUGA